AUCUUGCGAUUCAGUCAGUAACUCUUUGAUCACGGGCUUGUAUUCCAUUGUGUUGAAACGAAAAAUCAAAAUGAAAACAAUCGUUAUCUUGCUCGCCGUUUCUCUGGUCGCCGUUUUGGGUGAUAUGACAGAGGAAGACCGCGCAAAAAAGGAACAGAUGAAAGAAGAAUGUAUCGAGGAGUCUGGUGUUGAUCGUGCCGUACUUAAAAAAGCAAAGGAAGGGGAACCAGAUGAAAAUGACGAAAAAUUAGCCUGUUUCGGUACCUGUAUCUUAAAGAAAAUGGGAACUUUGAAAGAGAAUGGAGAAGUUGAUUGGGAGAGAGUUCGUGAGCACAUGUUAAAACAUAAUAAAUCGGAAGAAGAAAUCAAUAAAUUACGUACCGAAUGCGAAAAUGUUGAUGGAGAGGGUUGCCAAAAGGGAAAGAAUUUGUUUAAAUGUUUCAAGCAAGUCGUCGGCCAUCAUUGAGCGAAUAAAACCAAAUUCCGCAAGAAAAUCUAAUUGGGACUAUUAAAGAGAUUUUAAUGUCAUCUAUCGUCUAUUACACUUUAGAUAACAUUAAAACAUUAUCUUGCACAUUCGUCAGUACAAAACUGUAUUGAUAAAAAAGUAAAUACACGUUUCGUUUCA
Molecule: messenger RNA, 628 nt
Organism: Trachymyrmex cornetzi
Lineage: Eukaryota; Metazoa; Arthropoda; Insecta; Hymenoptera; Formicidae
Product: general odorant-binding protein 56a
Exons: 5
Coding region: 71-466 (131 amino acids)
Biological process (GO): sensory perception of smell
Molecular function (GO): odorant binding
Source: RefSeq, a predicted model, not a curated record